AUGAAACGCCAAAAACGGAGGCGGGGCCAGCCGGCUGCACCGUAUAAAAGAGGCGCGCCUCAUCUGAAUCCCUCAGUUUCGAAUUCUAAUCUUCUGUCAACCGUCAUGCCUUGCUGUAAGUUUUCAGAGUAUCUCCGUCUUCGGAUUCGCUUUUAGCUUUGGAGCCGGAGUUUGUUUUACGAGAGCUAGGCUUAUUUUUCUAGAACAUUGAGCUCUAGUCUAGUUAAAAUUACUACUUUUUGAUUAUCUUUUUAUACCUAAAACAUCUUGAGGUUAUUCUAGGAUAAUUUAUAAGUAGAACUUCUUUUACUCACCAUUAAACAAUAUAGAACUAGAAAGUCAAUUUAAAAUAAAAAAUAGUAUUUCUAGUACUUAAAUUUAUUGCUCAUAUUAAUGUAAAUGUUAAUUUCCCCACCUUUCAGACUCUGACCAAGAACCAGCCCCAGCCACCGCUGAAAAGAAGUGCUGUGCCAGCGAAUGCUGCAAAGCUCAAGGCGAGGAGAAGUGCGAAUGCACGGAUUGCAAAUGUUGUAGCGGAGAAGAAGCCGAAGCUCCCAAGGAAGAAAGUGCUUGA
Molecule: messenger RNA, 574 nt
Organism: Bursaphelenchus okinawaensis
Lineage: Eukaryota; Metazoa; Nematoda; Chromadorea; Rhabditida; Aphelenchoididae
Source: the annotation of a GenBank genome assembly